Closterium sp. NIES-65 is the source of this 2502-nucleotide messenger RNA. NCBI's taxonomy places the organism in Eukaryota, Viridiplantae, Streptophyta, Zygnematophyceae, Desmidiales, Closteriaceae. The record is from the annotation of a GenBank genome assembly.
AUGGCGGUGCCGCGCGAAGGGUGGAAGGCGACGGACUUUGUAGUGGACGACAUGGUGUACUCCAGCAUUGACGUGCUCAUAAUGGACGCCCUACGACACCUACAAUGCUUGGAGAAGAAUAGCACGCUCAGGCUGUACACCGCGUUCAUCUACCACUACAAGAGGUGGGCGGCGAAGAUGCUGAAGCAGAUAUGCGACAAGCUACCCCAUGAGCAACGACUUAGGCACGUCGACGAGAUCGACCACUACAUCUGCGACAACAAGAAGAAGGAUUGGUGCAACGAGAAAGUGGUCCGCCGACAGUACAUCUGGCUGCACGGCCCUAGGGUCACCGAAACCCGGCUGCGCGCCUACGUGAAGCAAAUGAGCCGUGAGUGUAACCUCAUUGUUGACCAGCCCGGGGAGGAGAACAAUGCCACGCGAACGGGGUCUGUGAGGUCGACAACUGUGCACACGAUCCUCGGGCGCAUAAAGGCAUGCCAGAUGGCGGCGAGGGUGGAGGCAACGCUGUACCGAGAGAAGGAGCUGGGCAUCAUGAGGGAGAUCUCGGUGGUGAGAUCGGAGGUGCGGUUCAACGUCCGCCACAAGAACGAGAGGGACCUCAAGAACUGCGCCGACCGUCGACGCGGCACCAUCGGCGAUACCUACACCGCCGAGCAGUUCCGCCAGAUCAUGAUGAGGGUGCUGCCGACAUGGGCGGCGGCGGCGUGGAACCCGCGUGCUACCACUCCGUCGCAGACGCUGUGGCGAUUCCUCCUCAUCAAGGUGCUCACGCUACUCUCCCACCACACUCUCCUGCGCGGCGCCAGCAUCCGCGAGAUCACGCUCCCCGACAUCUUCUUGUACCACCUGGCGAGCACCUCGGAGGUGAACCCGGAUAGCCAGCCGGUCGUCAUGGUGAUCGCCGCGCGUAACUCGAAGACUUCCAAGGAUGCCCGUCUUCAGCAGAGCUACGCUGCGCGACACCUGGAAGCGGAGCUGUGCGCCGUCGGCGAGACCGGCCUGUGGCUGCACUUCAUCCUCGACCAGAUCGGUCAGUUCUCCGGCACCGACUUUCUUUCGCCGCCUGACACCACAGAACGCGAACGCUGGUACAAGAAGCAUCUCUUCUUCGCCAGAAACGACAAGGAGCAGGAGGAGCUCUCCUCCGCCACCCACCAACGUUGGACUCGGCAGGUGUGGACGACCAACAAGGUGUUCUGCAAAAGGAACGUGCACGCCGCCCGCGCCGGAGGUGCGCAGGAGUUAGCCAUCGGAGGGACGCCGCACGCCCAGAUCGCCGAGCUGGGACACUGGGCUCUCGACAAGAUGACGCGUGCGUACAUCACGGCCAUUCCCGUUGGGGUGGCGGAGACGCGUGCCGUCAACGGGAGCGACGCCGCUGCAGCCGCAGUGCACUUCUUGCGCACCCUCGUGAUGUUCCGACGAAUCGUCGCCGAGGACCUCGCGGUGAAGCUCGUCCGCACACCGUGGCACCCGUACGUCCAAGGUUCCAAGCUCUGCAGGAUUGCCCUCUUCCAGCACUGGGCGAAAAGGGUCGAGUCGGUCGACACCGAUACGAUCAAAAAGCGCCGGGACCCGACUCAGAUACAACCGGAGGAAAUAUCCGUGCGCAUGGACACCCAGUAUCACAACAUGUCCCUCAAGGAGGCGCUGAAGAAGGAGGUCGAGCGCUCGGCGCUCGAGAAGCUAGGCUUUCAGGAGACGAUCGAGAAGCAAAACGACACCAUCGCGUCGCUCACCUCCGAGCUUGCUCGACUCACCGAGGCACUCCGUGUGUCAGAAGCCCGGAGGAUGCCGGCGGCGCCGCCGUCGGCUACCGAUCAAACUCCGGGCGAGGGUGGCUCCGCGGAUUCGGCCAACACGGGGACCGGAGCCAAGAGAGAUGAUGGGAAACCCCCGCCACCCCCCCAGACAGCAGAGGAGGCCAGUUACGAGCUCAACGUGGUGCAACCUUGGCGGGAUUCAAAGACCGUGCGGGACGCUUGGCGCCUCUGGAACUCCGCCACCGCCAAUGACACCCGUCGUCUUUGCGACAGGGUCGCCGAGCCGGGGUUCAUCGACCGCCACACCCUCCUCAAAGGCGCGACCCAGGGUGCACUCAACAUGAGGGUGCGCCGCAUGCUGAAGGCCAUGGAUGCGGUGCGCCAGCUACGCGCGAGCGACGGCGAUGCCGACACCGAAGCCGUGGUCGAUGCACUGAACACGAUCGCGUCACCGGGCAUUGGGAGCUUCUGCGAUGCCCUCACGGUGCUCAACCCGGAGACGGCACCGACGAUGUCCAAGGAGCCUGGCAUGGGCGUCAAGGGGCUUGGCCCCAAGGUGGUCUCGAAGCUACGCCUCGCCUGUGCGCUGGUGGCGCUCGAGCUGAAGCCGACGACGUGGGUCGACCGCCUGUUUCCAGACACCUGGGAGGAGCAGAUGCCGAAGACCGUGGCCGACUUGGCCAAGCAGACCGCACCUGCGCAGCGUCCUCCGUCAAAGCGCAAGAAGUCGGCAUGA